This is a messenger RNA of Castor canadensis (American beaver), 3390 nucleotides long. It is a transcript of the gene Bmp6, whose product is annotated as bone morphogenetic protein 6. Lineage: Eukaryota; Metazoa; Chordata; Mammalia; Rodentia; Castoridae. Gene Ontology annotation, molecular function: cytokine activity; growth factor activity. Gene Ontology annotation, biological process: BMP signaling pathway. The record is from RefSeq and is a predicted model, not a curated record. Gene Ontology annotation, cellular component: extracellular region.
AGAAAGCCCACAUUGGCGGCUGCGCGGAGUACCGCGCGGAGAGGCGGGAGACUGCAAAUUCCAGAGCCGACGCCGCAGCCACUGUCCGGUUCACUGGUCUCCGUCCCUCCCAGUGCCCUCUGCGAGCGGGGUUUGCUGGGCAGUCGAGCGAGCUCUGAACGGAAAGCAAGAUCCUUGCUGCCUCGGCUUGGGGAGGCGCACGGCGGUCGGAGACUGAGGGGGAGCGACAGUGCUCGAGGGCGGAGGGGCGCGGAGUUUGUGAACGAGAAGGAAGUUCAGCUUCGAGGAGAAGGCUGGCAUUUCGGGACGCCUGGUCGCCACAGCCUAGGCCCUAGCGGCAGGGUGAACAUCACGGUGGCCUUGAGAGCCGGGGAGGGGUGUGCGCGGGGAUGAUGUCGGGCAUCGCUUCCAGUUCCUGAGCGGCGGCCCUGCUUCCCCGACGCCCCUGGUCCUACUCAGCCAGCCGCUCGGGAGAGCGGUGGGCAGCGCACGUGUGCGGACGGUGAGUGUCCCGUGGGGAGUGACCGCGCCGUGACCCGCCCAGGGGCAAGGGCACCGCCUGCAGCGCAGUCUUGACUCGGACACACCUGGCCUGGACCGUGCGCCUCUACAGACUUGCACCGGGGCUCCCGGGUGAUCGCCGAUUCGCCUCCCCUCCAGCCUGGGCUACUUGGGGGUGCCCCGGACGACCAUGAGAGAUAAGGACUGAGAGCCAGGAAGGGGAAGCGAGCCCGCCGAGAGGUGGCGGGGGCUGUUCACGCCAAGGGCCACAGCGGCCGCGCUCCAGCCUCGCUCCGCAGCUUGACGCCUCGCGGGGCCUGCGGGGGCAGCCCGGCUAGGCUGGGAUGCCGGGGCUGGGGCGGAGGGCGCAGUGGCUGUGCUGGUGGUGGGGGCUGCUGUGCAGCUGCUGCGGGCCCCCGACGCUGCGGCCGCCCCUGCCCACAGCCGCGGCCGCCGCCGCUGGGGGACAGCUGCUGGGGGAGGGCGGGAGCCCUAUCCGUGCGGAGCAGCCGCCGCCGCCGCAGUCCUCUUCUUCGGGCUUCCUCUACCGGCGGCUCAAGACACACGAGAAGCGGGAGAUGCAGAAGGAGAUCCUGUCGGUGCUGGGGCUCCAGCACAGGCCCCGGCCCCUGCACGGCCUCCAGCAGCCGCAUCCACCAGCGCUCCCACAGCAGCAGACGCCUCGCGAGGAGCCCCCUCCCGAGCGGCUGAAGUCCGCGCCCCUCUUCAUGCUGGAUCUGUACAACGCCCUGUCCACCGACGACGAGGAGGACGGGGCAUCGGAGGGGGACGGGCGGCAGCCUGAGUUCCACGGAGAGGCCAGCUCGUCCAAGCUCCGGCAGCCGUCUCCCGGCAUCACACACCCCCUAAACCGCAAGAGCCUCCUGGCCCCAGGACCUGGCGCCAGCGGCGGAUCUCCACUGACCAGCGCGCAGGACAGCGCCUUCCUCAAUGACGCGGACAUGGUCAUGAGCUUUGUGAACCUGGUGGAGUACGACAAGGAGUUCUCUCCUCGCCAGCGACACCACAAAGAGUUCAAGUUCAACCUAUCCCAGAUUCCUGAGGGUGAGGCGGUGACGGCUGCAGAAUUCCGCAUCUACAAGGACUGUGUUGUGGGGAGUUUUAAAAACCAAACUUUUCUUAUCAGCAUUUAUCAAGUCUUACAGGAGCAUCAGCACAGAGACUCUGACCUAUUUUUGCUGGACACCCGAGUUGUGUGGGCCUCUGAAGAAGGCUGGCUGGAAUUUGACAUCACAGCCACUAGCAAUCUGUGGGUGGUGACACCACAACACAACAUGGGGCUCCAGCUGAGUGUGGUGACACGGGAUGGGCUCCACAUCAACCCCCGUGCAGCAGGCCUGGUGGGCAGAGAUGGCCCUUACGACAAACAGCCCUUCAUGGUAGCCUUCUUCAAAGUGAGUGAGGUCCAUGUGCGUACUACCAGGUCAGCUUCCAGUCGGCGCCGACAGCAGAGUCGCAACCGCUCCACCCAAUCCCAGGAUGUGUCACGGGUCUCCAGUGCUUCAGAUUACAACAGCAGUGAAUUAAAAACGGCCUGCAGAAAGCAUGAGCUUUACGUGAGUUUCCAAGACCUGGGAUGGCAGGACUGGAUCAUUGCACCGAAGGGCUAUGCUGCCAAUUACUGUGAUGGAGAAUGUUCCUUCCCACUCAAUGCACACAUGAAUGCCACCAACCAUGCGAUUGUUCAGACCUUGGUUCACCUUAUGAAUCCCGAGUAUGUUCCCAAGCCAUGCUGUGCACCAACUAAACUAAAUGCCAUCUCAGUUCUUUACUUUGAUGACAACUCCAAUGUCAUCUUGAAAAAAUACAGGAAUAUGGUUGUAAGAGCUUGUGGGUGCCAUUAAGCUGAAAGCAGUUGCUGGGACACACUUUCCGCCUCAGAUUCCUUGAUUAAAUCUGCCUUAAAAACCAUAAAGCACAGUGCAAAUGGGGUGGUAAGACUGAACUCCUCUCCUGCUGGUGCCUUACUACCCAAGGAAGAUUUUAAAAGGACCUCAUUAAUAAUUUGCUCACUCCAUAAACAGUGAGAGUAGUUGGUUUGUAGGAAGCCGAGUCUGAACGUUUGCAAUGAGGUCUGAGAAAUGCAGAAACAUAACUUUGAGCACCCCCCCCUCCCUGCACAAAAAAAGAGGGCCAUUAAAUUAGUUUUAGCUUUAGAUCAAGCUGUUUGUAGUAUUGGUGAAUAGGGAGGACCUUGAAGGAAUAUAAGCAAUCUUAGCUAAAAUAUCAGCUGGUUCAACAUUAUCUAUCAAGAGCAGAUUCUACAGAUAACAGAAACUGGGUAGAGGGCUCUAUACAUAGAUUUCAUUCCCAGGAAGGCCAAUUUCACCCAGGACCAGCAGCCCAAGAUGGAACCAGGGCUCCAAGAGGUGCUUUUUAUCCCAGUUGUUGCUGUUAUGUGUUUGUGCUGGAGUUUUGUUGGUGUUGAAAACGUACGUUUUUCAGUCAAAACAACCCACACCUCUCUCCUCCCACACUUGCUGUAUUCUUUGCUGGAACCAAAAGUAGACUAACCACACUUUAAGGUGUGACUGCAAGAGGUGCAAAGCAUUUUCAGUAGCCUUCGCUUUAACUGUGUAGCAUCUGAGAACAACUCUGCACCUCUUCAUUGGAUUGGCUCUCUGGAAAGCACGUUAACUUCAGGAACGUUGGCUCUAAUAUCAUUGAUGUGGUUCUCUACCUUUUACCAUGCAGUAGUCUAUCACGUUGGAGGUUAGCGCCCACAAGGAGGAAGGGCGCCUGCCUCCAAGGAUGGCUUUCUGGAGAUGAGCACGCUGUUUAUGAACCAAAAUCACAAUUUCUCUUGUAGAAAGUAAGGCUCAGAUUACAUCUUAGAGUAUUUUUUAAAAUGUCUUUUUCACAAUCAUG